AGACUCUCAACCUGGUCCACGCAAAUAUGGAAGGAUCUAUGGCUGCGCCAAACAGCGGGGAAGCAUCCCAGACAGCAUCCGCCUUCGUGGAGCACGAACGGAAGGAAACUGAAGGAGCGGUGUUUGUGCUGUCGUCUUAUCAUGGCGAUCCUGGCCCUCCAGCACCGCUCCCGCCGCCCGCGCCUGUGCGUAUUGGUGACAACCACGAUGAUGACGAAGUCACAGUUCUCCACCCCGGAUCCAGCGCUGUCAGCUCCGUCUUCGUCAUGGCUAAUUCGACUGUGGGCGCGGGUGUUCUGUCGUUACCGUUUGCUUUCCAAGCCAGUGGCUUGCUAGGCGGCCUGCUGCUCUGCCUGGCAGUCGGCACCACGGAGGCUCUCACGCUGUACGUGCUGUCCAAGUUUGCGGAGCGCUACACGGCACGCACGUACGUGGAGCUGGUGCGGCGGGCGCUGGGUCGCAAGCUGGCAGCGCUGCUGAGUGCGGUGCUGGUGGUGGCCAUGUUUGGAGCGUGUGUAGCGUAUCUGAUCAUCCUGGGUGACAACCUGAGCUCCCUGGCGGCUGCUGCCGGGCUGCCUGCGUGGGCCGCCAACCGGCACCACAUCAUAGCGGCGCUGGGGGCGGGCGUCAUGCUGCCCAUGUGCCUGCCCAGGCAGCUGGGUUCUCUGGCGCGCAUGAACCAGGUGGCGGUGCUGGGCUUCCUGGUGGGGGCGGGGCUGGUGGCGUUCAGGGGCAUGCAGAUCGCGCUGUCCCGGCCGCAUCUGAUGGAGGGUGUUCGGCUGCUAGCGCUGGAUUACAACAGCCUGUUCGCCAUCCCCAUCGUGGUGUUCGGCUUCAACUGCCACUCCACCGUGGUGUCCAUCUUCCAUGAACUAGAGUCCACGCCGGGUCUGCUGGUUCCGGUGCUGCCGUCCAGCCCCUCCGCCUUCCGCCGCUUCCGCUACAUGCCCCGCCCGGGCAGCCGCAAGCUGGUGGGCAUGCUGGGCAUCAUCAUGGCCAGCACGGGCAUCGUGUUCCUGACGUACGUCAUCGUGGGCGGCUCCUGCUACCUGGCCUUCCCGGGCCACGUCAGCUCGAACAUCCUGGUGUCAUUCCCGCAGAACGACGUCAUGGUCCAGAUUGCACGUGCCGCCGUCAGCCUCAUCGUGUUGGGGUCCUACCCGCUCACCCACCACCCGGCCCGUGCUGGCUUUGAGCACCUCGUGAAACCCGCCAACGCCGUUGCCAGCGCCGGCAGCAGCGAUGAAGCAAAUGCGCUGCCUCCCGGAGUGCCGCCAGCGCUGUCGGUUGCCUUCACGCUGGUGUUUGUGCUGGGCAGCACUGGCGUGGCGGAGGUGGUUUCCGACCUAGGCUUGGUCUUGCACCUCAUCGGAGGCCUAUGCAUCUCCUUCAUUAUCUUCUUUUUACCAGGGCUGCUGUUGAUUAACGCAGCUAUCCUCAAGUAUUCACGAACGGAGCUAGCGCGUCUAGAGGAGGAGGCACAGGCUGAUGAAGAGGACGGCCAAGCCCGGGCAACGCCUACAAGUAGCCUAAAGGAGCCGCUACUUGCUCGGCUGCAAAAUGCACGGGAGAAAGGCAUUAAGAAGAGCGGCAUCAUAUACGCGCCGCGGUUGUCUUGGUUGUUCGGUACCGCUCUCCUCAUCCUCAGUGUCAUCGUUGCUGGAGUGGCCCUACUAACUGUGGCUCUUGGAGGAUAACUUAGCGGUGGCGUAAGCGGGCAUAAGGCGACAAGAUUGGAGCUCUAUAGUACGGCAUGAGCAGUACAAUGCGGUGGGGAAUCGCCUCGGACAACCUCAGGCGAACGUAUACAGAUUCUGAACAUGCACAACAUAAGAAAGGUGGAGACGCGCAAAUGAUUGGACGACAACCGAAUAGAACACGAGCCGCUGUGCGCUGGCGCCUUUCCAAGGGCAUUUCAUUCUUGCUUAGCACUUUGUAGGACGUAGGGAGUAGGAGGCUAGGGAUAUUUUGCGUAAAGGGCACAGUUCUUCGCGGCUGUUACCGCGGUACACCGUCCCUACGUUGGCGCCCAGGAGUUGCGCUGUCGGCGCGUCCUCCGCUAUGAAGGCAGGACGCUCCUGCACCCAAAGCAGUUUCGGGCGUUCGCGUUCAUAGGCUAUUAACGUGGUAGCAGCCCAGGUUCAGAAGUUGCCAUGGACGGGGAGCCUUGGCAACGUGGCCAGCGGGGUCCGGGGCACGGCCGGCACGCCUAUGAUGGUCCUAAGUCUCCGAGGGACCAAUUUUAUGGCGGGCCCCUACGGGAUAGCAGGGACGUUUAUAGGCGCUCAUCCUACGACCGAGGCUUUAUGUCACCGCUGAGCAGGCCUGGAGGCUUCAAUGGGCCAGGAGGACCUGUCUCUCUCGAUCGUGAGCGCAACCGGGGCUUUUCGCCAGAGCGGCGUCCUUACUCGCCUGACCAUGACCGCCGCGGCUAUUCACCAGAGCGGACUAUUGACAGGGAUCGCGCCCCACGCUAUCAGAGUCAGGAGCGGCCGAACGGUUACCGGCCGCGGGAUGACUCCUUUCGGCGUGACACGUACAGCUAUCGCGCCGAGGACAGCAGAGCGUCUGCCAGGUCGCGUGAUCCAUCGCCAGAAAACCAUCACGGACACUACCACGCACCCCGCGACCAGCCUCAGCGCGACCGUGGCAGCGACAUGGACCCGCACCAGCGGCCUCCCAGCCGCGAGGGCACUCCGCUAGACUCUUGGGCAGCUGAGCGCACCGGCAGCAAGCUGCCUCUCCUGCCCUCCCUUGGCAGCGGCCGUGUCAGCCACCGCAGUGGAGCCGCAGCCCCAAGCAGCUCUGGUUCCCUUCGCGGGGCAGCCCCAGACUACUCUGACAAUGGCACCUCCGCCAAUGGCGACCUAGAAGCAGGCGAGGUGGCCCCAGGGCCAGGGCCUGGCUCCCGGGCCGAUCCUUCCCGGCCGUCUCCCGACCAGCACUCCAGCCACCACCACAGCUCCUCCCACCAUCACCACUCCUCCUACCACAGCCACCACGGCCAUAGCAACCACAGCGGGUACAGCCAGCAGCAUCACGGCCAUCAUAGCGGGCAUGCUCCUGGUCCAGGCCCGCCUGGCCCGGGUCCCGGCCCUGGCUCGCACCAGGGCCACCAUGCCUCGCCGCGUCCUGCCGCAAACGGUCUACACGCCGGGCGCUCAGGCGGUUCCUCCGGCGGUUGGGAUGCAAAGGCUAGCGCUCUAGGCCCGGGAUCUGGGUCGGCAGCGCCGCCGCCGAGGGACGUGUUACGUGACGGCAGCCGGGAUGGGAGUGCUCGCGGAGAAGGGGGGCGUGACGGCGGCCGCGAGUCGCGGGACGGUAGCAAGGCGACAUACCGGGCGCCGUCAUUCUCUGGCUUGCAGGGCCAAGCAGCCCGUGACUGCUCUGCGGCCCGUUCCGAUGUAGGCCCUAGCAGCAAGGAAGCGCCGCUAUCAGGCAGGGAGCGCGAGAGGGAAAGGGACAAGGCCUCGCUCGGCGGCUUAUCACACCCGGGGCGAGUCUCCAGUCAAGGGGGUGCGCGGCCGCCGUCGCCUAGCCAUUCGCAAAGAGAUGCAGCUGGAGGCGAGGACUGUCUUGCUCCUGCCCUGGCAGGUAGCGGCGAACCGCAAGGCAGCGGGGACCGAGAGCGCAACCGCGGCAACGAGGCUGCAGCUGUCGAUCGGCGGUGGUCAACGGGCAGCGGCGGCGUUGCAGGUCAGCCUGGUCACCGUCGCAUGAACUCUGGUGAGGCAACUGCGGCAGGCUUGACUGCAGCUCCGGCUGCUAUCGAGCGGCGGCCCAGCAGUGUGUCGUCCGAACUCAACCAGAGGUGCAGCACGGGGGCGGCGACUGCAGCAGGAGGAGGGCUCAUAGACCGCAAGACCAGCAGUGCAAGCUCCAGCCAGGGGCUCCUUACCCCGCAAGACGUGGCGAUGCCGCCAGCCCGCGUCUCAACCGCCGGCACUGCGCACCUACCCGUGGACGGCCGACCGCCAGCAGCAACGGUAGCGGCAGUAACGGCACCCCCUCCAGAACAGCUGGCUACCGCUGCAGGGACCUCUGAUGGGGCCGAUGCUGCGGAACCGCGUGAGGCGGUUGCUUUGGCGCCCCAGCAGGCUGAAGCGCCUGCUGUUGCGGAGGACGUGAUGGAUAGGGCCCCUGACGCCAGCGCGGACCCAGCAGGGGACAGUGGUGCCGCGAACGGCGCCCCUGACGCCAGCAAUCUCCCGGCAGUUGCGAGCGUAAGCAGCUUGACGAUGUCGGAAGAGGGUGCAGCGGCCAUGCCAGCGCCGGCGCCGCAGACCGCAGACGCAGCAGCCACGGAGCCAGAGCCAGGGGAGUUGCUGUGCGAGAAUGAACCUGCACCCGGUCCUGCACCUGCCACUGCUUUUGCCGUUGCCACUGACGGCGCUGCGGCAGCUGCCCAACAACCUGCGGAGCAGCCAGCGGUUGCCGUGUCCCAGCCAUCGCCGGCGGGUGCAGCUGCCGCUAGUAACACGGGGCAGCCCGCUGGCGGCGAACAGGCGCAGGAAACCGCCGCCGCUGGCUCGGAGCGGCAGCAGCAACCCUCCUCAGCCGCCGGCCCCGCUGGUCCCAGCGCUGCUGGGGGUGAGGACGCGCUGGCAACGGAGAGGAAGAGCAGCCUUAGCAUUCGCCGGUUCGGCUUUGGCCGCGCAAGGCGCUCGCUUCCUGCCAAGUCGGCUGGGGAUGCGGCUCCGGAAGAGGGUGAGCUGCCCAACGCGCUGAGCAGCGGAGGGGCCGCCAUGACAGGCCAGUUCAGCAGCGACGCACAACCCCUAGCGGCUACAGCCACCACCCCUGCCUUCGCCACGACGUCAGGCCCGGCUAUAGCCCCACCGGACGCUGCGGCUGCUGCGGUACGGCAAUCAGCCUUCCAACCAGCAGGUAUUGUCGUACCAGAGCCCGCAGGAGUCCUUCCGGGCAGCAGCACUGCGGCCACCCCGACGCCCUUUGCCGCGACAACGCCGGGCGCUAUGCUAAGUCCUGGCGGAAUGCAGUUUUCACUCCUGACGUCGCCCCGUACGACAGGGGCUGUGUUUGUCGUACCGCCGCCGCCGACGGCUCUUCCACCAGCGACGCGAACUACGUCGCGGACAUCAGCGUUGAGUGGGGGCGCCGGUGCAGGCGGUGGCGGCGGCACUUGUAUUCCUAUGGAGGUGGAUAGCCAUCAUGGCGUGUCAGCGCAGGAUGUUGUAUAUACGGCACAGCAGCAACAGCAGCAGCAAUACCAAACAGGUGUUGAUGCGCCCGCCGCCGGAGUCCUGGGUGGCGGCAACCCGGCUGAAACAGUUGCCGGGCUGUCACUGCGGAUAGAGCACUUGGAAACGGAAAUUACGGAUUUGGAACGGAAGCUUGCAAAGCUGGUUUCGGAGGCCCGGCAAGCCCAGGCAGAGGCAGCAGAGCUUGAUGCCGAGGUGGGAACCCUUGACGAGCAACUGCUGCAGGACUCCUCUUCUGGUGGAGAGGAAAGUGACGGGGAGAGCGGCGCUCUCGACGGGUCCAAGCAGGACGCAGCGGACCUAGAGCAGGAGGAGGAGCGGGGCGCGGAGCGGAGCUUCGGCAGCACAACCGGCGCCGGCGGACUGGCAGGCGCAGGCGAUGCCGCACCUUCAGCCGCGGCGCCAGCGCCAACGGUACACGACGGAGACCGCAGCAAGGGAUUGGAGGCGGUGGCCCUGGGCGCUUCUUCAGGUCUCCGAGGCCGCGAGGACCUAGCAGAACCAGCAAGGGCUGCUGCGGCCGAGGCGCGGGCCUGUCACGGUGACGAGGAGGGCGAGGAGGCAGGGCCGUCUGGAAAGGGGCAGGACGCCGACGACGCCGCUGCAGCCGCCCAGGCAGCACCAUCCAUCAAGCCCCGCGGCCGGCCACGGUCUACAGCCAAGAUGCGAGCCGCGGAGGCUGCGGCUGCAGCAGCUGCCGCCGCCGACAGUCGCCGUAAGACCCUGGAGCAGCAGCACCGGGUGCGGUCCGACGGCCUCCUGCACCUGCCGGCGUUGCAGUUCAAGCCGCGCAUGCUUGAGGCGGCGCGGCGUGGCUCAGCUGCGGGGCGGGAGGAGGUGCUGCGGCUGCUGCCGGCGGACAUUGCGGCUCGGGUUCGCUCUGCGAUUGACGCCGCGGUGGCGCAGCAGGCGCGUGCCGCCGGGGCGGCGCCUGCGCCUGGUCAUGGGCGCUGGUCUGUGGUGGUGCCGCUGGCGGCGGUUCGUGUGGAGCCGUUGUAUCGGGAGCCGCAGGACCUGCCAGCCUUCCACGCCAACGCCGCCCGCCAUGCUGCCGUGUGUGACGCCGUGGGUCGCUUCCUGCGGCAGCGGCGGCAGCUGGUUGCAGCCAAGCAGGAGGUGCUUGUGGGCCAGUACGCACGCAACAUGGCGGCUUACAAGGAGUACAUCCAGCUGCAUGGUCGAAGACCGCCAGCGCUACCGCCGCCCAUGCACACCGGGCGCGGCGGCGCAGCCGGCGCGUAUGGCGUGUACGGCACCUCCCGAGCUGCGGCGUCGUACAAUCCGUACGCGUACAGUCAUUCGGACGUCAUUCGUUCUGACUUGGACGAGCAGCGGCUUCUGAACAACUUUGCGGCAGUGGAGCAGUUGAAACACAUGUGCGCGCUGCCGGACAUGGUGCUGGACCCUUGGGAGCGUCGGUGGCGAGCGUACGACAACCGCAACGGCAUUAUCGUGGAUCCUGUACGGGAACUCGAGGAGGAGCGGAUCAUCAAGGCCUGGUCUGAGGAGGAGCGCACGCUCUUCAUGGACAAGUUCCUGCAGCACCCCAAGGACUUCCGCAAGAUAUCCACCUACCUGCCGGGACGCUCCUGCGGCGACUGCGUUGCGUUCUUUUACAAGAACCAAAAGCUCGACGAGUUUGCAACCGUACGGCGAAAGCAGCAGCUCAAGAAGCGCCGCUUGCAGGCGGACAUGCGGAAGCAGCAGUACGCACCUCUACUGGUAGCUCCCAUGAUUGCCCGCCAACGAGCCAUGGGUCCUAACGGGCCCGGCGACGGCGGCGUCCGCGCCAGCGGCCGCGUACGGGGCGGCGGCCGCGGCGGCGGCGCCGGGCGCAUGCGCGGCAGCACCAUGAUGGAUCCAGACCAUGCCCUGGGACUGGGCCCUGCGCAUGGCGGCAUGGGGCUAGGUGCCGGCGGCAGCCUCCACAUGCCGGUGGGGACGGUGCGGCCCUUGCCGGCUGGCCCUAGCGGCCUGCCGACCUUCCAGUCGAUGAUGGCGGCGGCGCAACGCGCCGCCGCUGCCGCCGCAGGCGGCGUAGUUGACCCACGGGACGUCAUGGCGACCUCGCCGCCGCCGCUGCUGCCGCCCAUGAGCUCCUCUGCCGCGGCGGCGGCGGCGCAGCACCACCACCAGCAGCACGGGGCGGGUGAGCUGCAGGGGCCGCUGGCAGCGCCGCCUGCCACCACCACCGCCGGCAGCGGCGGCUGGACGGAUGACGACUUUGUGGAUUGCUACCGCCAGAACGGAAAGAACUGGGAGGCGUACUGCCGGGUCCUGGGUUUCCGGUCCGAAGCGGCUGCGAAACAGUACUUCUACCGUCAUAGGGAGCGCCUGGGGCUAGACCGGAUGGCGCCCUCUGUAGGCGGCGGUGCCGUGACCGCUGACGGAACCGGCGUCACCGCCAUUGCCGCCGUCAGCGCCGCGGGUCCCGGUCGCAAGGGCUACUUGUCGAGCCGCCCGGCGGGUGAGGACAUGGCAACAUCGGUUGCCACGGCCGCUGCUGUAGCUGCCGCCGCCACGGCGAAUGCCAUGGCGGCCGCUGCAGCCUCAGGCGCCACGCCGCUAGGCGGGCACACCCAAACGGCGUCAGGGGCUGCAGGAGCAGCAGCGGCAGCCGCUGCCGUGUCCACUGCGACGCUCACUUCGCCGACGCAGUUGGAUGAGACCUUUGGCUCGCUGGCCGCUCGGGAGCUUCCGUCCUCAGCUCACGCACAACUCUCACUCCAGCAGCUCCAAAACCCAUUGCAGCAGCAAUCGCAGGUCGUGCUGAUUCCCAAGGGCGCUAGCGGCCGUCGCCGCGGCCCCGCGCGUGUUUCGGCUGGCGCUCCCUCCCUCUCCAACGGGCCCCAUGCAGGCGGCUCCCUGCCGCUCUUGGAACCUGUGGAGGCGCUACCCCGUAUCCACGAAGCUCGCUUCCGGCCCCAUGACUUCAUGUUGGAGGCAACGGAGGCGAGAUCGGAUACGGAAUACGACACGGCUGCAGGCAGGGCUGACGUCAGCGGCGGCGGAGGCGUGCCGCCGCAGCUAGACCUGCUGACGGCGCUGCGCAACCCGUCAGGGAAUCACCUGUCGCACUUGCUAUCGGGUGGCUUACUGCCGAGCGGCGCAGGUGCUGGGGAAGGCUCAGGGAAGGCCGGUAAGGCGGCGUCGGGAGGUGCCGCCGCGGCCGCAGGCACCGGCGGGGGGAAUCGCAAGCUUGGCGGCGUGCUGGGGCAGUUGUUGUUGCAGCAACAGCAACGCGAGCGGGAGCAGCAGCAGCGCGAGCAGCAACAGCAACAGCAGCAGGCGGGAGGAUUGGGUCUGGGCAUGGGGCUGAACCUUGGCAUGCUGGGCGGCUUGGCGGGUGUGCUACAGGGCGGCGUGGGCGCUGGCGGUGGCGCUGGAGGCCAGACAGCUAUCAGCCUGUUCACAGGCCACUCCGGGGCCGCCCAGCCUGACGACCAGUGUGACCAGUUCUCCCCAACCGGCGACGAUGGGAGCAUGGGCGGCUCUGGACCCGGCGGCGGCGGCCGUAGGGUGGGCGCGCAUUAUUGGAGCGACGAGGAGAAGAUCACGUUUACCGAGGUGUUCAAGCGCUACGGACGCGAUUGGGCUCGUCUCGCCGACGCCAUCCCAACCAAGAGCACCAACCAGAUCAAGACCUUUUACCACAACUACAAGUCCAAGCUGGGCUUUGACAAGAUGGAACUGCCCGCAUCCGCCGCUCAGCCCGUGGCCCGAAGAGGCGCACAAGGCAACAAAGCCGUACGCGAUAUCUCGGCUGGGGUUGCUUCCCUAGGCGGCGGCAGCAGCAGCCAACUCUACGAGGAAUACACCGGUGAGGAGGAGCGGCCCGCCAAGCGCCAUGCGCCUGGUCAGGGGCUGACUCCACGGCCGUUGUCGCCGCGUCGCGUGAGCGAAACCAGCGGCGGGGCCACCUCCCCUGCGCUACCGCCGGUCAUGGACUUGCAGGCGCUCCGGAACGCCUACAGCGCGGCCGGUGGCGGCGGUGGCAGCAGCGGCAACGCCGGUAACCUGCAGCAAAAGCAGCACCAGCAGCAGCAGCAGCAGCAACAACAGCAGCAACAGCAGCAGCUUUUCCUCAGGGACUCGUUGGGUCAUGCACAAGGGCAGGGCGGCGACGGCGGUGGUGGCGGCAAUAUGGAAGCCGCCGGCAACGCUGGCGCUACGCCCUCUGCCGCCAGCAUCCUGCAGCUCCUGAUGACCAGCCUUUCAGAGCUGCCGGGCGCCCCAGCUUCUAGCGGAACCACUGAUGCGCGGUUAUUCGUUGGCGCCGGCGGCGGUGGCGGCGGUGAUCGUGAUCGUGGUGGUGGUGGUGGUGGGGGAUCUGGGUCUGUAGCGCCGACACGUGGGCCAUCUCCCGGACCCGACACGAGCGGGGGGUCGGCGGCGGGUGCCGGAGCCUCGCAGCAGCAGCAGCAAAUCGGGGGGCUCAAUUUGGUACCCAUGCGUCAGACUGGGGAUGGCGGCGGCAACAGUCUGCAGGGUCUUACGCUACCGCGGGGGUCGUUGGGCAGCCUAUCGGCACUUCAGCUGCAGUCUCUGAGCGGCGGCGCUGGCGGUAACGGCCUCUUCGCGGGCGUCUUGCAGCCAGGACAGCAGCUGUCGAACCAGCAGCAGCAACAGCCCGUUAAGCUGCAGGCGCUGAACUUGGAGACGAUCCAGGGGUCCUUUGACCGAGAUCGCGACCGGGAUCGGGAGAAGGACAGCGAGCGCGAGCGCUCAGUCGGUGCCAGCGGCAGCAGCGGCUUGGGGGCGUUAGCUGCUGU
Messenger RNA from Astrephomene gubernaculifera, 9994 nucleotides. The record is from the annotation of a GenBank genome assembly. NCBI's taxonomy places the organism in Eukaryota, Viridiplantae, Chlorophyta, Chlorophyceae, Chlamydomonadales, Astrephomenaceae.